Messenger RNA from Umbelopsis ramanniana AG, 1037 nucleotides. RefSeq lists its product as uncharacterized. Gene Ontology annotation, cellular component: transcription factor TFIID complex. Bases 161 to 1030 code for a protein of 289 amino acids. Lineage: Eukaryota; Fungi; Mucoromycota; Umbelopsidomycetes; Umbelopsidales; Umbelopsidaceae. Gene Ontology annotation, biological process: transcription initiation at RNA polymerase II promoter. Gene Ontology annotation, molecular function: protein heterodimerization activity. The transcript has 5 exons. The record is from RefSeq and is a predicted model, not a curated record.
AUUUCCGUUUAUAUCAUUUCACUCUAUUCAAUAUAUCUCUGUUAUCCGAUUUUUCUUAUUCCAAUCAAUUGAUCAUGUCAAAAGUCACCAUUUGUUGUGUUGUUGUUUCAACGGUUGCAAAAUUUCCCAAUAUUUGCCAGGAGCUGAUUCGUGAGGUUGCAUGAUCUUUAGUGAGAGAGAGAGAAAAAAAUCAGCAAUGUCUGAACAGCCCUCUCCCAAGCUAGUCGCCACCGUUACGGAAGAAACGGCGUCAGACACCUGUUGCAAGAUCGUGUCAGCAAUAGCCCGCGAGGCCGGUUUCACGUCGACAUACCAAUCAUCCUUAUACGCCUUGUCCGAUGUUUUGGCAUUGUAUAUAGAGAAACUUUUCAACCUCUCUCAUGCAUACGCUGAACUCGGCAAUCGAACCAAACCCAACUUCAAUGAUAUAGCUCGCGGCUUGGAGGAAGCAGGACUUCGUCUUUCCGAUUUCGAGGAAUACUUGAACGGGUUGAAGGAUCAAGGAAUAAUAUCCAAUAUCUCACCAGAUGAACUACAGCCUUUACCUUCAGGCGAGACCACCGUUGAGCCCGUGCCUGACUUCUUACCUUCCGACAAUGAAGAUGACGACGAAGAUCGGCCUGAUGAAGUAGAUGAUAGCACUUCAGCACCCUAUGUACCACCACACAUGCCCAGAUUUCCUAGCCGCCACUCGUUCAAGCAAACACCUGUUUACGUAGGACGGCCAGAAGAUCAGCAAACUGUCAGAGAAUUGACGUCUCAGCAGUCGCGGUUAGUGGAAGAUAACUUGAAGCGUUUCAAUACCGCCAUGGAGUCGCAUGUUUUGCAGAAAUCCGCGGCCCAAGUAUCCAACGCCACCAAGCCAAUUGCACCUAUUGUCAGCUAUCAUACAGUUAAGCAACGACGAAGGCGUUUGACAGAAUUAGGAGUGUCAGGAUUGACUAAAGUGGAUACCCCGACCAACAUGGGAACUCUUAAUGAUGCUGACGCUUUUGUGAAGCGAAGACGAGUGAGCGAUGUCAGUGGAUAAAAAGACA